Messenger RNA from Theileria equi strain WA, 708 nucleotides. RefSeq lists its product as hypothetical. The record is from RefSeq and is a predicted model, not a curated record. Lineage: Eukaryota; Apicomplexa; Aconoidasida; Piroplasmida; Theileriidae. Bases 1 to 708 code for a protein of 235 amino acids. The transcript has a single exon.
AUGACUGGAGGAAAUGAUGCUACUCUUGAUCUAGCCAGUCCUACUGUAUCCAUUGGUAAAUCCUUCGAGUACGAUUACGAUCAUGUCCAGACCAGAAUGGUUCUUCCUGGAGACAGUUUCAAACUCACAAAGAUUGUAAACGGUGCAGAAGAGGUUUGGAACGGUGGUACAGUUGGAUUAGGUCUAACCCUUGAACUUGCUGACAAGAUUAUGUUCUCUGCUGCUAAGGUAGAUGAAGCUAGUGGAAAGAGCGAAGUCCCUGAAAAUCAUGAUGGACAGAAUGGAGUUCAACGUGAGGAAGUCCCUGCUGCUGACCUAUCUGACCAAGUUCCUGAUACAGAGUCUGAAACCAAGAUUCUUCUACAAGGUACUCCUGUGGCUCAAAUGGCUGAAGAUGCUAUAGAUGCUUCUCAAGAUAAUGCUACUCAAUCUGAAGCUGCUCAAGGAUCUCCUGCUCUUCAACCUCAACCUACUCCUGUUCCUACUCAAGCUUCUACUGCUCUUCCUGAAACUCUUGGAUAUUCUCGUGAUGACUCUCACGGAACUUCUUGGGUUGAACCUACUGUCUUUGGAGGUCUAGCUACCGUUGUAUCCGGAAUAGCUGGCUUCGCGGGAUAUAAGUACUAUACGAGUCAUAAUGGAGAUCCUUGGGUUAGACAGAUUUGGCAGAUGCCCACAAAGAGUCGAGAUUUUUUAGAACUAUUUUAA